AUCGAUGAGGGCGCAACGAGCGCAUGUAAGAACCUCCUUCUUUUCAUACGUGGAACAUCGAGGGAUAGUGUUCCAGAUAGUAGUUUUGUAAUAUUUGUCGUCAAAAUGGGUUUUGUAAAGAUCGUUAAGAAUAAACAGUAUUUCAAACGGUAUCAAGUUAAGUUCAGAAGGCGACGCGAAGGAAAGACCGAUUAUUAUGCACGUAAACGAUUAACUAUUCAAGAUAAAAAUAAAUAUAAUACUCCAAAAUACAGAUUAAUCGUACGCCUGUCAAACAAGGAUAUCACUUGUCAGGUUGCAUAUUCGAGAAUCGAAGGGGAUAGAAUCGUGUGCGCAGCAUAUAGCCACGAACUCCCAAAAUAUGGCGUUAAAGUUGGUCUUACUAAUUACGCUUCAGCGUAUUGUACAGGUCUCCUUUUAGCACGAAGAUUAUUGAAAAAAUUAGGCCUGGACACCUUGUAUUCUGGAACAACAGAAGUAACUGGUGAUGAAUAUAACGUUGAGGAAUUGGAGGAAGGCCCUGGAGCAUUCAGAUGUUACUUAGAUACUGGCCUCAUGCGUACAACUACUGGUGCUAGAGUUUUUGGUGCCAUGAAAGGUGCUGUCGACGGUGGCCUCAACAUUCCGCAUAGUACCAAGAGGUUCCCCGGGUAUGAUAGCGAAUCAAAAUCCUUCAAUGCCGAUGUUCAUCGACAACAUAUCUUUGGACAACAUGUUGCAAACUACAUGAGGACGUUGGAAGAAGAUGAUGAUGAAGCUUUUAAACGACAAUUUUCGCAGUACAUCAAAAAUGGUAUUACUGCUGAUAGUAUCGAAGGUAUUUAUAAGAGCGCCCAUGAAGCUAUACGUUCAAAUCCGGAACACACGAAGAUCGUUAAAGAGAAAAUACCGGUGAAGAAGCGAUGGAAUCGCGCCAAACUUUCCUUGUCAGAAAGAAAGAACCGUGUUAUUCAAAAGAAAGCUUCCUUCCUUAAAACACUAGAAGAAGUGGAAGCUUAG
Messenger RNA from Heterotrigona itama, 999 nucleotides. NCBI's taxonomy places the organism in Eukaryota, Metazoa, Arthropoda, Insecta, Hymenoptera, Apidae. The record is from the annotation of a GenBank genome assembly.